Molecule: messenger RNA, 279 nt
Organism: Ectocarpus sp. CCAP 1310/34
Lineage: Eukaryota; Phaeophyceae; Ectocarpales; Ectocarpaceae
Source: the annotation of a GenBank genome assembly
AUGCGCCGACGUUUACCCAACGGAAACCCGAAACGGCAAUGUAACCGAAAGCUCCAAUCGUACAAUACAACACGCCAGGUACGCGACAUGAUGAGCUGCCGCGCGGCUCCUCCCACGGUGAGCUUUCGAGGCCAGCUGCUGCGGCGGCACGAGCCGCUGUCGCCCUGGAGCCUCACCCGAACGGUCACGUCUCUUCACCGAAAGGGCAUGAGUUGGACCGCAGUCUAUUGGUUCCUUUGGGGCCUUACGCAGCCGCUCUACUGCGUCAGGUGCCGGUGA